This is a messenger RNA of Cercospora beticola, 908 nucleotides long. RefSeq lists its product as uncharacterized. NCBI's taxonomy places the organism in Eukaryota, Fungi, Ascomycota, Dothideomycetes, Mycosphaerellales, Mycosphaerellaceae. The record is from RefSeq and is a predicted model, not a curated record.
ACACUCGCAGCAUUACCUGGUGCAUCUGCUCACACCACUUUUGAGCCUGCUGGAAGUCCGCAGGACGUGGCGUCGAAGCCACAUGUGCAAGCACCAGGAUGGCAGGCUUCACUGCAAUCAACACGUCGGGAACAGCAGUGCCAGAAGUGACAGAGUGCAACUCCAAAGGGCAGCCGGUUUCUCUCACUCAGAACAGCCAUGUUGACACAUUCACGGCCGUCUGUGACUAUCUGGGUCUCGGCUCAGCCGGCCACCAGACAACGCCCGCCUUUGCAGCUGGUGUGCAAAAAUGCUCUUCAACAAGCAAGAAACGCCCCGCUGCUAAUGCCGGCAAGCGGCGAUCGAAGCGUCGCAAACCCAGUAAUAUCAGCGAUAAUGGCCACGAAGUCCAUAAAAUCGCUUCCCACGGCUCAGCAGAGACCUUCCAGCCGGCUGCACAGGAGCAUCUGCCGGCUGAAAAUCCGACAGAUCCCGGCCGCCAAACACAAAAGGUGAGAGACGUUGACCGCGAUCCGGUAUCUUCGAGUAUCGUGCAACCUAGACAGUCUCUGCAUGAGUACCUGGCGUUCACUCCGCCAGUGACAACAAUGGAUGCGCACUUCAUUUGAUUCUGGAACAUCUCGUGACACCAUAAGUCGUCCGCUGUACCAGAGCGUGCAAUCCGAACAAUAUCAAGAAGUUUCGAGCAAUUUAUCGACUACACAGCUAGCCUCAGCCUUUCGCUCGCAUAUUGAUCCUCAUAUUGAGGCAACAGGUACGACCGGGUCCAGUCCGCCUCAGAAGUCAAGAAUUGCUCGUCCCGUCCAGCGGCCAUCGAGGAAGGCUAAGGAAGAUGCACUGAACAAAAUUGCUGGCAUGCCCCGCAAGGCUGCAGAUGUUUCAAUGAGGGCUCCGACCACCAUGCCCGA